AUGUCUGGUGACAAAGUCUCAAGGCAAAAGCCCUGCCAUCACUGCAAGAGCAGGUCAGCAUCGGUCCCACCAGACACCUCCACGAUCCACUAUGAGAAGUCCUGGCUGUACCGUCACUGCUCUUCAGUGCAGCAGAGGGACAGGCAAACUCAGAAAGCUGGGCAGCUCUUCUCAGGGUUGCUGGCCAUGAACGUGGUGUUUCUGGGCAGCGCUUUCAUCAGUAGUAUGAUUUUCAACAACGUGGCCAUCACACUGGCAGACGUCUGGAUCCUGCUCUCCAUCCUCAAGGUCUUGUGCCUGUGCUGGAUUAUCUACUACCUGCUGGGCACCAGUCGGCAGCCGCACGCAGUGCUGUACCGGGAUUCCCACGCCGGCCCAAUCUGGAUUAGGGGGUCAGUGCUGCUGUUCGGCAGUUUCAGCGUCCUCUUGAACGUCUUUCAGAUCGGCUACAGCGCAGUUCUCAGCCACUGCAAAUCCAGGGUGGAAAUUGUGUUCCCCAGCAUCGAAAUCCUUUUUAUUUGCACCCAGGCUUUUUUCCUGUGGCGUCACUCUAAGGAUUGCAUUCAAGUCCAGCACAAUCUUACCAGGUGUGGGCUGAUGUUGACCAUAGCCACUAACCUGCUCCUCUGGCUCUUGGCCGUGACCAACGACACCAUUCACGUGGAGAUUGACUCUCAGCUGCGUGCGGUGGAGCAGCGAUUUGCAGGCAACGAGACUACCUUGUGCACAUGCCCAAACACAACCAUCUGCAAAGUCUUCCAGAAGGGCUACAUCCUGCUCUACCCCUUCAACACCGAGUACUGCCUCGUCUGCUGCUCUGUGCUGUACGUCAUCUGGAAGAACGUGGGGAGACGCAUCAGCGACCACCUUGUCCCUCACACCAAGCCCAAGUUCAAGCUCCAGGGGGUGGUCCUUGGGCCACUGCUGGGUGCCUCCGCUGUAAUCAUUGGGAUCUGCAUCUUCAUGAUGUACCAGAUCCAGGCCACCGCCUCAGCCCCUAGCCGCCAGGUCUUCGUGAUGUAUUAUUCCUACUACAUUGUGCUCCUGCCCCUAAUGAGUGUGGGUGCAGUGAUUGGGACAAUCAUCCACGCCUUGGAAAAACGGGAGCUGGACACCCUGAAGAACCCAACCCGCAGCCUGGAUGUGAUCCUGUUGAUGGGAACAGCCCUUGGCCAAAUUGGCAUGUCCUACUUCUCCAUUGUUGCCCUUGUGGCCACUGACCCAAGGGACCUGUUGAACAGUCUCAUCCUGUCCUAUUCUGUCCUCCUCAUCUUUCAGAACAUCACCCAAAAUGUCUUCAUCAUUGAUGGUCUUCACCGGCAGCCCUUUGUAGCAGCAAUUGAGGCCAAACACACAAGACACGCUGGGCAGGACACAGUGGCUUCGGAGCCACCUGGUGAAGAGGGAACCGUGACAAGCAGCAAACAGGAGCACACACAGAUGUCUGCCGGCAAAGAGGAAGAAAUGAAAGAAGAGGAGAAUCACGAAGCCUACAACCAGAGACGAAUGAGCAUGCUGGAGCUGGGACAGGAGAUCCGGAAAGUUUCUCUGACCUAUAUUCAUAACUACUCUCACCUGAACUGGAAGAGAAAAGCAUUAAGGGAGAUCUCAUUCUUCUUGGUUUUGUGCAACAUCAUACUGUGGGUCAUGCCCACAUUUGGGGCUCACCCUGCCUUCGAGAAUGGACUGGAAAAGUCAUUUUAUGGCUACUCCACCUGGUUUGUGAUCGUGAACUUUGGCCUCCCACUGAGUGUGUUCUACCGAAUGCACUCCGUCGGGGGACUCCUGGAGGUCUAUGUCACAGCCUGA
Messenger RNA from Cariama cristata (Red-legged seriema), 1809 nucleotides. It is a transcript of the gene OTOP3, whose product is annotated as otopetrin 3. NCBI's taxonomy places the organism in Eukaryota, Metazoa, Chordata, Aves, Cariamiformes, Cariamidae. Gene Ontology annotation, cellular component: membrane. The transcript is spliced from 6 exons. Bases 1 to 1809 code for a protein of 602 amino acids. The record is from RefSeq and is a predicted model, not a curated record. Gene Ontology annotation, molecular function: proton channel activity. Gene Ontology annotation, biological process: proton transmembrane transport.